Messenger RNA from Lottia gigantea (owl limpet), 1434 nucleotides. RefSeq lists its product as hypothetical. The record is from RefSeq and is a predicted model, not a curated record. Bases 1 to 1434 code for a protein of 477 amino acids. Gene Ontology annotation, cellular component: signaling receptor complex. Gene Ontology annotation, biological process: multicellular organism development; cell surface receptor protein tyrosine kinase signaling pathway; positive regulation of kinase activity. Lineage: Eukaryota; Metazoa; Mollusca; Gastropoda; Lottiidae. The transcript is spliced from 7 exons. Gene Ontology annotation, molecular function: ATP binding; transmembrane receptor protein tyrosine kinase activity.
AUGAUUUAUUCAUGCUUCGACUCAUUCAUUCAUUUAUUCAAUCAUUUAUUUAUUUCAGAACACGAUGUCGAAGAGUUACGAGGAGUUAUAAUUGCAGUGACCUGUAUCUUCAGUAUUGUGGCUGUUGGUUUUAUUUCACUUGUAAUUUAUAAGAAAAGACAGAGUUUUAAAGACAUUAUUAUCACCAAAUCUACAGUUGCUAAAAGUAACAGUUAUAAAUCUAACGUAGGAGCAGGUAAAUCGGACUACUCCAACCAGCUCAUGGUGAUAAGCGAUGAAUGGGAACUGGAUCCUCGACAGCUAAAAUUCUGUGCAACCAUUGGGCAGGGAGCGUUUGGAAAAGUUGUUACUGGAUAUUAUAAUGACAAAAAGGUCGCCAUUAAACUUGUGAAAGAAGGUGCCCCAUUGUCUUACAAGGAAGAUUUAGUAGCCGAAAUCAGCUUAAUGAAGAGAAUUGGACAUCAUCCAAACAUUGUGUCUAUGAUAGGAGCAUGUACAAUUUCUGAACCCGUGGCGUUAAUUAUGGAAUUUAUUCCCCAUGGUAAUUUACAGACUUUCUUAAAAAAAUGUCGAAUGGAAGGUGAUUUCAGAAAGAGAACAGACGGUCAAAGCGAGAUUAUUUAUUCUCUGGUUCAAGAUUCUGGUGGAAUUGACAAUGGUGUCAUCGUACCGUCUGAUAUGCUCAGUUUCGCCAGACAAAUUGCCAUGGCAAUGGAAUACAUGGCCGAGAAGAAAUACGUCCACCGAGAUUUAGCAGCCCGAAAUGUCUUACUUCAUCAUAACAAGAUUGUGAAAGUUUGUGAUUUCGGACUAUCACGUGAUAUAUACAAUGAUAAUGAAUACAAGAAAUUAACCAAUGGAAAGCUACCAUUAAAAUGGAUGGCCAUUGAAUCCUUACGGGACAGAAUUUUCACCACUCAAACAGAUGUUUGGUCGUUUGGUAUAUUACUCUGGGAGAUUGUCACCAUGGGUGCCUCGCCAUACCCUAAUAUAGCACUAGCUGACCUAUAUUAUAUUCUAUCUAAUGGAUACAGAAUGGAGAAACCCAGUAAUUGCUCAGAAGAAUUAUAUAGAAUUUUGCGACAGUGCUGGGAAGACAAUCCUGCAGACCGUCCAACAUUUACAACAAUACGUCUCAUGUUAGAGGAACUACUGGAACAAGAUUGUGAUUAUCUUCUCUUAGAUAAUAUCGAUGUACCUUUAAAUAUGUCUGAAAACAGUAGCAACCCCAUAGACUCUAUUCAACAAGACGGGGGCGCAACGGGUUCAACGUGUGCAACAGGAUCGAGCAGUCCGGCCCCUGCCCCACCUCGACCGUUGUAUACAGGCCGUAGAGACAAAAACUUGAAAGUGAACGUUUGCGUGCAUGAUCAAUCCACAGAGAGACUUAUCUACAGACCUUCAGAGUCCGAUUCGACGACGUCUAGUCCGUGA